AUGGAAUCGGACGGAGAGCGUGAUGCCGGAUACAACCAUUACAAUUCUCCUCAGCAUCAACCGCAACAGAGCUACCAUCGGAAUUACGAGGAAUAUGUCCACCCGAUGCAGCAGCAGCAGCAACAACAGCAGCAACACAAUCCGGCGGCCAGUUCGCCGCUAUCUACCCUCUCCCAACACGGCAGCAUGUUGGCCCCGCAGAGCCCCAGCAUGCUCGGAGGCAGUAAUGGCAUGAUGCCUUCGCCGCUCAUGCAGUCUCACUCGCCACUACUCUCGUCGAACGCAUCCCUGCUCCAGUCACAGUCCCCGCUGCUGUCCAGCUCACCGCUAAUGAGCCAGUACAGUCCCUACCAUCACCAGGAUGUGCCGAUGCCGACGAUUCUGCCCCAGGACGAACCGGGUGGCGGUGGGGGAGGUUGGGGAGGGUACGCCUUAACUGCGGCCGGUCCUUACCAGAGCGAGUUCUGUGCGUCGAACUAUGGUGUGCUGCAUCAACGGCAGGCGUACGGUGGUCCCCACGGUCCGGGUAAGCUUGGACCGCACGGUGGGCUCAAGAGCGCCAAGGAGGCGCGCAUCCGGCGGCCCAUGAAUGCGUUCAUGGUGUGGGCCAAGGUCGAGCGGAAGAAGCUCGCAGACGAGAAUCCCGAUCUGCACAAUGCCGAUCUCAGCAAAAUGCUAGGUAAAAAGUGGCGCUCUCUAACGCCCCAGGAUCGACGUCCGUACGUGGAGGAAGCGGAACGGCUACGGGUGAUUCACAUGACCGAACAUCCCAACUACAAGUACCGUCCACGGCGCCGGAAGCACGCCAAAGCUAGGGCAGGUCCCGGUACCGGACCUGCCGGUACUGCAGGUUCUCUCGGCACAGGUCCGACUGUCGGUGGAAACAGUCAGGGUUCUGCAGCUGGAGCCAACCUCACGGUGAACAAUUCGUCCCCAAGUGAGCUAAACUACGGCGACGGUGACUCAUCGCAGCGUAUGAGUCCGUUCACGUACAACCCGCACUAUUAUGCUGGCAGCAACAACGCACUCAACACGCCCGACUCGAGCCCCACGCAGAGUCCGGAACCGAUCGCCGUCCCACCGACGGUCGGAAGUCGCAAGCUGGCCGCCGUAGCCGCAGCUGCAAAUGGAGGUGUUGCUACCAAUGGAGACGCUGGCCAGAAGAUGGAGGACGUGUCGUCAGCUCUGCCCACACCGGAGAUGAGCCCGUUGGAGUUGGAGAAGGAGCCGGGCUUUGGCGGUGGACUGCAUUCGGCGCACGCCGGUAGUUACGAUGACCUGAAGAGCAAGCAAAAGCUCACAUACGAUGGGGUGUAUGGCGUGAAGAGUGAGCAGAAGUUGCCAGCCACCUUCCCGUCACAUGCGUACGAUCAUGAGACGCAUCAUUCACAUCAACAGCAGCAGCAGCAGCAUCAUCAGGGUCAACACCAUCACCACCAGCAGGACGGUCUGGUGAAGCGUGAAUAUGGUGGAUUCGGGCUCGGUGGUGAUAAGCGGUACUCGUACGAAGGUGUUGGUCAACUGGUGAACGGAGGCGGUCUGCACGAGAAGCGCAACUAUCUGUCGGCGAGUUCCGGGUCGACGACGACCACAGCCAUGGUGAACGGGAUGUACGUGAUGUGCACGAACCGUAGCAUUCUGGACCAGGGCCACAUCGUCACUGGAACCUACUUCCCGCCAUUGGCCACAUCCGAGGAUCAUCAGACACUCGGGACUACCACCAUGACGACGAGCAGCCAUGGUCCACAUCUCAGUACAAACAAUCACAGCAGUGGCAACAGCAGCAACAACUCGAGCACUCCGGGGACUCCGAGUCAGCUGAAAAACUCCAACGGAUUACUGGGCGCAGGAGUGUCCACCUCAAACACACAGAUGUCACAGAUCAAUAACAGCAAUGUACAGCACCUGCAGCAACAACAGCAGCAGCAGCAGCAGCAACAACAACAGGCAGCCAACGAUCAACUCAAUAGCUACUACGGUACGGCGUCACUACCGAACGGAACACUGCCGACGUACUCGUACGCCUACAAAGACUAUGGCAUCAUGUACGAGACGCACCCCCUCGCGGGCCAGGACGUAGAUGCGGUGGAUGCGCGUGAUCUCGACAAGUAUCUGAAGUAUCCGGACAGUAAUCACAACUUCAACGGGUACGACAGUGCAUCCUACCAUCAGCAGACAGCCUCCUCACCUGCGGGUGGCUCCAUCUAUGGGAUAUCGCAGGGCGAGUACUACGCCUACGGCGGUACCGUCCUUGCUCAUCAGUCUCCACAGCAUCAGACGCAAGGGCAGCAUCAACAGCAGCAGCAGCACCAACAGCAGCAGCAACAGCAGCAUCAACACCAACAGUCCCAUCAGCUAUCCUUGCCCACAAACGGAGGACAGACCAUUCCGAAGCUCUCGGACGUCAUGCUACAGGGUGGUCCCGGUUCGCAUCAACUCCCUUCAACGCCCGUGGCCCUCUACGCGCUGCCACAGCUGCAACACGCACAACAUCUUGCCGCAACUGCUGGUGGUGGUGGUGGAUCCGGCGCACAGGUCGUCACCGUUCCGCACGGUGUACAUCCGCUAGGUCCAAAUGGCACCAUGGCGGACAUCUACGUCGCCAACGAGCAGCAGCUGAAGGACGACGAGUUUAGCAACAUUCUGGCCGGUGUGCGCAAAACCUGCUACAGCAACUAGUGUGCGAGCGAGAGCGAGGGAUUCUUUUUAACGUGGAAAUACUCAAGAGGACAGAUCCUUUUCCAAAGGUAGUAGCUUCAUUUCAGUAUAUAGCUGUGGCGUUCCUUCACACGGCUUCAAAUUCACAUUCUUCACUCGUUACGGUACUGCAAUCGAUUAGGUUUAAUGUUUUGUAUAUGAUAAAUUAGUAUCACAUAACCUCUCCUCCUUCACCGCUCCCCGAUCCUUCUCUCCCUCCCUGGCACAUUCGUUGGCACCCACCGAAAUUCCAUCAAUUCGAUGUUCUAAGCAUGGGGGGGGGGGCGUUCAAAGGAAUGGGAACCCCGCAUACACGCGCAUACGAGUGAACCAAAGGUUUUGCUUUUCGCACACAGUGAGCAAUAGCAAGUGUAGCUGCUAAACGUAACGUAACGUAAUUAGUGUAACAGUGUUCGCAUAUUAUAGCAACACUGCAUAAGUUAUAUCUUCACCUUAUUUCAGACACUUUUUUAUCGUAUUUUUGUGCUACAUUUGUUUAUUAGUGGUGUUUAUUAGAAUGUUUCGUGAGGAAAGCCAUUUCCUUUCCACUUGAAAAUACUGUACAGAACGAAGAAGUAGACAAAUACAAAAUUAUAGCAAAACAAAAAAACACACAUAAAUGAUAUAAAAGAAGAAAACAGAAGACAAAAAAAUGAACAAUCACUAGAGCUUUCGAGCUGUAAGUAGUGGAAACGUAUCAUCGCAUUCCGCUGUAGAAUAAUGAUCGUAGAUUAGUGGAUGAAACAAAAAACAUGAUUAUAGGUUAAUUAAUAGAAGAGUAGGCGUUAGGGACCGACGACAACUUGCGUUGACGAGUGGCUAACGAUCGAAGAUUCGAAAAUGCGCCAUGUGUUUUUGUUAAUUAUUUCUUUGAAAAGGGAGUUAAAGGAAACAUGCUUCCCCCAAGCUUCCCCCAGCAUGGUGGGAAAAUUGUGUAUGAUCGCGCCCGGGAAACGAAAGAUCGUAAAUCUAGGUAGCGUCGUGGAUCGUAGUCUAUGAAUCAUUUAUGUUACGAUCAUUAAAUUGAAAUCACAUCAAAGUCACCUGCGGACGAGUUUUUGGGGUUUUUUUUUUGAGUUUGGUUGGAUGAUCGAGCAAAAGGAAGGCGUCAUUAUUAUUUUUGGUUUGUUUCGUCGCUAUUUUCCACACGCUUUCCGUGGCCAAAUUUUUCGAUUUCCGUGCGUCUGUGAGUGUGUGUGUGUGUGUGUCUGUGUGCGUGGAGGUCACUUUCACGUCAACGGUUGGAAAACGGUUCCCCGAUAAUGCGUAAGUGUAUGUGAAUAAGUGGUUUAAGUCGUAACUUCCCGAAUGAAUGUGAAAAUAAAUUAAA
Anopheles moucheti is the source of this 4027-nucleotide messenger RNA. It is a transcript of the gene Sox15, whose product is annotated as putative transcription factor SOX-15. The transcript has 3 exons. The record is from RefSeq and is a predicted model, not a curated record. Gene Ontology annotation, biological process: anatomical structure morphogenesis; regulation of DNA-templated transcription; cell differentiation. Gene Ontology annotation, molecular function: DNA-binding transcription factor activity, RNA polymerase II-specific; RNA polymerase II cis-regulatory region sequence-specific DNA binding. Lineage: Eukaryota; Metazoa; Arthropoda; Insecta; Diptera; Culicidae. Bases 1 to 2679 code for a protein of 892 amino acids.